UUCACUUCCGAAUGUAAAAUGUUGAUUUCUAAGCGAUAGGUUAACUAACUAGCCCGAUCUAUAGCUUUUAAAUGAGUGUGUUUUCUUGUUGUGUCCCACACCCCUCCCCCUACCCCACAUGGUGUGUGUGUUCAGGAAAGCACGCGGACGCGAUAGGUAUCUUCUCUCUCAAAUAACAGCCCCAUUUUACGCACUUCCACGCAGUUGCAGAAUGAGUGAAAAUAGCUUAUAAAUCAGUAAUGCAGGUAAACGUUGGCAAAGGCAAGUUUAGCCUGAUUUUUGUCGGGACACUGAUAGUGAAACGGUGUAAAGAAAAGUCAUUCGUCAUUAAAUGCUCGGUGCCAUGAUGGGGCAAUAUGGUCUGACUAUGGCACAAUACUUAAAAAUGUUCCGCUUAUGGAUGCCUAUAAGGAUGAGAGUUGCACCUCGUGGCAUGCGGCAGGAAAUGCUGUUUACAAGAUUCAUUAUUUUAAAUGCACUUUCGACGGCGAUAACGGAAGACAUCCACGUGAUUCGGAAAAAGUGAACAACGUUUUGCCUGUCAGGACAAUUCCUCCGUGUGAAUCACAAGACAACAACUGAUCGAGUUUAUUCCCCAGCACCUGGUAGCCUAGCACCAAACUGCUUCUUUGUGCAGAAUGGAUCAUAGGGGUUUACUGAAGCUCAAUGCAGACAUACUUCUUUAAAGAGCCAUUUGGUUUCCAUGGAAGACCUGCGAGUAUUGAGUAUUUUCCUUUGACGUGUCCUCCAUCAGUAUUUCAGAUGAGUGACUUUGUCAUACGUCGUAUAUUGUUUCUGUAAAGCUUUCUGCAACUGAAGCGAAAUUAAAAGAAUAUAUAUAUAUAUAUAUAUAUAUAUAUAUAUAUCAAUUAAAUUCCAAGCACUGCUGACAUGCCUACCCACACAUUGAUCCCAUAUGUGGAAAGUCCAGAUGGACUAGCCCAUGAUAUCUUCAGCCACAGCAGCGCCAGUAUGCCUGGCACUGGAUCAAGCAUGACGCCCCAUGCCAGCUUAGCUGACAAACCGGACACGCAAGCUGCAGGUAGUCUACCUCUAGACUGCAUGUUUUGUGAGGAAACUUUUACGCACCAGGAAGACCUCGGCCCACACCUUCUCUCCCAGCAUCCCACCACUUUUCAUGCUCCCGCUGUUCUGCGCGUGGAAGCGGAGUUCUUAACUCCCAGCGACAGGGCUCGUUCCAAGACCUGCCCAGUCGUGGAGAAGAAGGAUGAGAUUGGUUGCGUUGUGUGCUGUCAGGUUAUCACAGAUGCGUCCGAGCUGGAAACGCACAUGAGAAAACACAAGGACUCCUUCACGUAUUGCUGUGGGCUCUGCGGACGGCGUUUCAAAGAACCCUGGUUCCUAAAGAACCACAUGAGAACCCACGGAGGAAAGGCGGGGUCUAAAAACAAAAACCAGGAUUUGGAAAGUCCAGUUACCGUUAAUGAAGUCAUCCAAGAUCAGCCACCGUCACCUGUGGUCACACCAUACAAAAUGUGCAUGGUCUGCGGCUUUUUUUUUCUCAACAAAGAGGUUCUGGCAGAGCACAGCAAAGUUCACAAUCGUGAACAGGAGGCGGAGGAGAACAUCUCUGCUGAGAGCCAGCCUCCUGAGGAGGCGUCUGUAUCUCAAGAGGCUUUUUUGCAGACCUUACAGUUGCAUCCGUCUAGAGAGAAAUCCGAACGGAACCACCCGCCCGGACGCUGGAUCUCACAUCUCGAUCCGUUCAACACCUACCAGGCUUGGCAGUUGGCCACUAGAGGAAAGCUAGCGGCCGGUCCGAAUUUAGCAAAGGAGCUCAACGCAGACUCCAACUCUGACAAUGAGGACUCUGGUUCUGACAAAGAAGAACUGGGGGCGAUCUGGGCAUCAGGCGGUGGAGAUAAACCCAUGAGACGAGGCCAGAGAAGUGAACUCAAGCCUACAGCCGAGACCCCGUCCCCAACACCAGAACAAAAGGGACUGAUGGGUAAAGGCAAGCCUACUAACUGCGAGGAGUGCGGUAAGAUCUUCAGGACGUACCAUCAGUUGGUUCUUCACUCUAGAAUCCAUAAGAAAGAGAGGGGGGGAGCCGAAAGUCCCACCACACCUGUAGACGGAAGGGCUCAGAGCGUGGGCUCCUGUAGCAGUUCGUCUCUUGAUAGAGCUGAGGAAUAUUCAGAGGACGGUUCAGAAGAAGGAUUGCAGGUUGACGCCUUUAAUCCAGAUAAAAAUGAAGAUGUGUCGGGGAAGAUGAAGCUGAAAAUUCUUGCUCCGAGGAAAUGCAACUACUGUGGCAAGACUUUCCGCUCAAACUAUUACCUCAAUAUUCAUCUCAGGACACACACUGGUGAAAAACCAUAUAAAUGUGAAUACUGUGAUUAUGCUGCAGCACAGAAGACCUCUUUGAGGUAUCAUCUGGACAGACGUCACAAGGACAAGCCCUUCACCGAGAUCCCAAACAUUCCUGCAUCAUCUGCAAAAAAUAUCAAGGCCGAUGAAUCGUCCACAAACGUAGAUGACAAACCAGCCUUAAAACCAGUCAAACAGUGGCUGGCCCCUAAACCUCUCAUUCCUAGUGUUAAACUGAAACCGGCCUUAAGCCAGUCGGCUGUUACCAGCCCAGGUCCAGCUUUUCAAGUCAAACAAGAGUUUACAACAUCUCCUGCCACAGCUCUGUAUACCCCCUCCAACGAGGCCAUCCAAAAAUGCCCCUUACCUGGAAACCUAAAGACAGAGACUUCAGAGACCUCAGAGACCCCACUGAAUCUGUCCCUCAAAGCAUCGCUCUCUGUAUCUGCUACCUCAAUACCCAGAAAUCUGUUACUAACAAACAAAUGUACCUCCUGCUCGUAUGAGACACUCUACCCUGAGGUUCUCCUCAUGCAUAAAAAACUCAUCCACAAGUUGGAAAUAAGGAAGAAUGGAUACAGAGCUCAAAAACUAAAACGGUACACUGGCUGUCCUCCGGUUCUCGAGGGCAAAGACGUCACUCCUUUGCCCCACAUCAACAAGAAGAAUCCACGUCGGACCAAGUCUCCACCUCGCCCACCUGAAAAAUUCACAGAGAAGGCUUCCGGACAUCCUCAAAUGCCGAAGAUCUCUCCCGCAAAAGAGCGAUGGAGAGAUCAGCAAAGAAUCAGGGAAUCAUGCCCACCUACAGUCUCGUCAUCCAGGAUCUCCGAACACGCGGUGGAACCCAACAGGAAAUUAAACACAGCUAGGGUCAUAGACGGAGACGUCUCCAAGCAGAGACCUUGUGUAGAUUACGAGAUGGCGGGUCAGAGGGCGAGCGUGGGCAAGAACGGAAGGGUGUGGCCAACAGAUCCGGCUAAACUUUGCCUAUCGGACCGUUUCCGAAACUUGACGCCAAUGGAUGCUGGCGAGCCCUCCAGCAAGAGACACAAAGCGUUUGAGCCAUCUCGCGCCCCGUCGGGGCGGCUCGUUGAGGAAUUUAACAGACUUGUGCCUUCUGGCAGAAAUGUGAAAACGUCGCUUCAGUCUAACUCGCCCAUAGCUCCUGCUAAAGUCAUUUCCACGCAAGCUAGCAACAGCGUGCAGCCCGACUGGAACGUCAUCAACCUGCUCCGCACCUACACACCCAACAGUCUGGCCUCACUGUACCACCCGGCCGCUGGAGGAUCAUGUCAUACUGUCAUGCCUUCACCUGUCACCGGGAGCAGAUCAGUGAUCUUCCCUCAUUACUCCCCAAGCAUGAAUCAGAGGAGAAUCCAGACCAGUCCAAUGAGUAAUGACCGCUGUGGACCUUCAGAGAAGAGCUCGUAGGACCAUCCACGGUAAACAUCUACAGACGCUGCUCUCAUUCCCAAGGCCACGUGUUGCCAUCAUCACCUCAAAUAAUGUGACUGGUCUCUUCUCCGCAGCUUUGAAAACACUGGAGAGGGAUUUAAUGUUGAUGAUUCAUACACCAACGGGUGGAUGUAUUGCGGGCGGUAGGCAGGCUCUUCUUCGGCCUUGAUGGAAAAGCCAGAACUUGGACUGCAGCCUUGAACAGUGUUGUUUCCAUUUCAUUUGCAUUCCAUUACGGCAGUGGUGCACUUAAAACGCACUCGCUCCUGUUUACUGUGCGCGCCGGCCGACCUGAGAAUCUCUUCGGGGUCAGCGGUUCAUAAUUGCCUAAAUACUAACAACACCUAACUAAACCGUGCAAGUGCCUCCAUGUUCUUUGAUUCAAAGUCGACACGCCUGUAUUAAGCGGACGCCACUGACCAAAUAAACAAGAGGGCAGUGUUGUGUUUUGCUCCUCUAAUUAUGUGCUAUUGUUUAUACUGUUAAUGUUUAACAUCUUUUUUACACCCUACAGGUCAACUUUAUGCUAUGCAGAUAACGGGAACCUUUGUAUUUCCGAUGUUGGAAAUCUUUUCAUUUGUGCAAAUUUAGCUGCUGUGUUGCAGCGGUGACGUGUUGUGAAGUGUUGUGCAGGUACAUUAAUUAUAAAGAAAUGCAGGGACUGCGUGGUACCAUUUUCACUGUGACAAAGACAUUCAAUGGAAUCCUCAGGAUGGAUGUACGACUGUGAUAUCGCUCUGCCACAGCCGAGCAGUUCGGCCCAAAAGUGUUUUGAGCAUUUUCCGCUGUUUGUGUUGCUUUUUCAUAUUUUUUGGUUCUUGUACCCAUUGUGUUUUUACCCAAUUAUCAAGGAUUUGUAUUUAUUUUCAA
Molecule: messenger RNA, 4659 nt
Organism: Triplophysa dalaica
Lineage: Eukaryota; Metazoa; Chordata; Actinopteri; Cypriniformes; Nemacheilidae
Gene: znf217
Product: zinc finger protein 217
Exons: 5
Coding region: 892-3765 (957 amino acids)
Biological process (GO): regulation of DNA-templated transcription
Cellular component (GO): nucleus
Molecular function (GO): RNA polymerase II cis-regulatory region sequence-specific DNA binding; DNA-binding transcription factor activity, RNA polymerase II-specific
Source: RefSeq, a predicted model, not a curated record